UAUUUUAAGUAGCUGGUGAAAUAUUCUGAGUGAGUUUCUAUAAAAAAUAUAGCAUUUGCAAAUCAAGUUCUAUUAAUAUUAAUAAAAUGGGAAACGCACCAGUCAAAGAAGUAGCGCAGGCAGCUGCUGUAAAGGUCGUUGGAACAACAGAGCAGCCGGCUGAGAAACCUAAGCUUAAGCCAUGCUGUGCUUGCCCAGAAACCAAGAAAGUUCGCGAUGCAUGCAUUGUUGAGCGGGGUGAGGAGAAUUGCACUGAUUUGAUAGAAGCGCAUAAACAAUGUAUGCGAGCUCAAGGAUUCAAUAUAUAAGCAAAACAGCCAAGCUUUUGAUUCGUUUAAAUAUAAAACAAUUGUUAGUAAUUUAUUUUUGCUGUCUGAAUAAGUAUUCUGGAAAUGUCAGCAAAAGUUUACUUGAAUUAGGUGAUUGUCGCUAUUAAAAUACUUUUUAUUUGUUACUA
Molecule: messenger RNA, 457 nt
Organism: Bactrocera latifrons
Lineage: Eukaryota; Metazoa; Arthropoda; Insecta; Diptera; Tephritidae
Gene: Cox17
Product: cytochrome c oxidase copper chaperone
Exons: 2
Coding region: 87-308 (73 amino acids)
Biological process (GO): mitochondrial respiratory chain complex IV assembly
Cellular component (GO): mitochondrial intermembrane space
Molecular function (GO): copper ion binding; copper chaperone activity
Source: RefSeq, a predicted model, not a curated record